Messenger RNA from Phasianus colchicus (ring-necked pheasant), 11507 nucleotides. The record is from RefSeq and is a predicted model, not a curated record. NCBI's taxonomy places the organism in Eukaryota, Metazoa, Chordata, Aves, Galliformes, Phasianidae.
CGGGCCCCCGUGCCGUGGGGGGCAGCCGCGGCGGGCGGUCGGCCUGAGGCGGCGGCAGUGACGGCGGAGGGCGCGGCGCUGCCCGGGGAGCCCCGCCGCGGGGGGUCGCGACCCGCGGCGCCGGGGAUGUUGCGGUGGGUCCGGCAGCAGCUGGGUUUUGACCCACCGCAUCAAAGCGAUACACGAACUAUUUAUAUAGCAAAUCGUUUUCCCCAGCAUGGCCAUUAUAUUCCUCAGAAGUUUGCAGACAACAGAAUCAUAUCAUCCAAGUAUACAGUGUGGAAUUUUGUUCCAAAAAACUUAUUUGAACAGUUCAGAAGAAUAGCCAACUUUUAUUUUCUGAUAAUAUUUUUGGUUCAGCUCAUGAUAGAUACCCCUACCAGUCCUAUUACGAGUGGAUUGCCAUUGUUCUUUGUCAUAACUGUGACAGCCAUAAAGCAGGGUUAUGAAGACUGGCUACGACAUAAAGCAGACAAUGAAGUAAACGGUGCUCCGGUUUAUGUUGUUCGAAGUGGUGGCCUUGUAAAAACUAGAUCUAAAAACAUUCGGGUGGGAGACAUUGUCAGAGUAGCCAAAGAUGAGACUUUUCCUGUUGAUCUGGUGCUUUUAUCUUCUGAUCGAGUGGACGGUUCAUGCCAUGUUACUACCGCAAGUUUGGAUGGCGAGACUAAUCUUAAGACACAUGUUGCGGUCCCAGAAACAGCAGUGUUGCAGUCUGUUGCCAACCUGGACAAACUUGUAGCUGUCAUAGAAUGCCAGCAGCCAGAGGCAGAUCUAUACAGAUUUGUUGGAAGAAUAACUAUAAGCCAACAAAUGGAGGAAAUAGUACGACCUCUGGGGCCUGAAAGUCUCUUACUUCGUGGAGCAAGAUUAAAAAACACUAAAGAAAUAUUUGGUGUUGCAGUGUAUACAGGUAUGGAGACAAAGAUGGCAUUAAAUUACAAGAGUAAAUCUCAGAAACGGUCAGCAGUAGAAAAGUCUAUGAAUUCCUUUUUGAUAAUUUAUCUAAUAAUCCUCCUCUUUGAAGCCAUUUUGAGUACUAUUUUAAAGUAUGCCUGGCAAGCCGAAGAAAAAUGGGAUGAACCUUGGUACAAUGAAAAAACAGAACAUGAAAGGAACAGCAGUAAGAUUCUCAGAUUUAUUUCAGAUUUCCUUGCUUUUCUGGUACUUUACAAUUUUAUUAUACCCAUUUCACUUUAUGUAACUGUUGAGAUGCAGAAGUUUCUUGGAUCUUUUUUUAUUGGCUGGGAUCUUGACCUCUAUCAUGAAGAGACAAAUCAGAGAGCCCAAGUAAAUACUUCAGACCUCAAUGAGGAACUGGGACAGGUAGAGUAUGUGUUUACAGACAAAACCGGUACAUUGACUGAAAAUGAGAUGCAGUUUCGGGAGUGCUCCAUUAAUGGCAUAAAGUACCAGGAGGUCAAUGGUAAACUGACUCCAGAGGGGUUUUCUGAAGAUUCUCCAGAUGGAAAUAGGCAUACUUUGAUGAAAGAGGAAGAACUCUUCUUGAAAGCAGUUUGUCUUUGUCAUACAGUACAGAUCAGUGCAGAUCAAACAGAUGGUGCUGAUGGACCCUGGCAUGCCAAUGGAAUAGCAUCCCCAUUGGAGUAUUAUGCUUCUUCACCAGAUGAGAAAGCUUUAGUUGAAGCUGCAAGCCGGGUUGGAGUAGUAUUUAUGGGAACUAGUGGGGACAGUAUGGAAGUAAAAAGUCUUGGAAAACCAGAAAGGUACAAGUUGCUUCAUGUUUUGGAGUUUGAUCCAAAUCGCAGACGAAUGAGCGUCAUUGUAGAGAGUCCCUCAGGGGAAAAGCUUUUAUUCACAAAGGGAGCAGAAUCUUCCAUUCUUCCUCGUAGUAAAAGUGGAGAAAUAGACAAAACAAGGAUACAUGUUGAUGAAUUUGCUUUGAAAGGACUAAGAACUUUGUGCGUGGCGUACAGAAGGUUCACACCGGAGGAAUACCAAGAAAUUGGCAAACGCCUUCAUGAGGCCAGGACUGCCUUACAACAACGGGAAGAAAAAUUAGCAGAUGUAUUCAACUUCAUAGAAAGGGAUCUGGAACUGCUUGGGGCUACUGGAGUAGAAGACAAACUGCAGGAGAAAGUCCAAGAAACUAUAGAAGCACUCAGAUUGGCUGGUAUCAAAGUGUGGGUUUUGACUGGAGAUAAGCAUGAAACGGCUGUUAGUGUCAGUUUAUCAUGUGGACACUUUCAUAGAACCAUGAACAUCCUUGAACUUGUACAGCACAAAUCAGACAGUACAUGCGCAGAGCAACUGAGGCAGCUAGCCAAGAGAAUAAAAGAAGACCAUGUUAUCCAGCAUGGCCUGGUGGUGGAUGGGACCAGCCUCUCUCUUGCACUCAGGGAACAUGAAAAAUUGUUCAUGGAAGUUUGUAAAAACUGUUCUGCAGUGUUGUGUUGUCGUAUGGCACCGCUUCAAAAAGCAAAGGUAGUGAGACUGUUAAAAACAUCUCCAGAAAAACCUAUAACAUUAGCAAUUGGUGAUGGUGCUAACGAUGUGAGCAUGAUACAAGAAGCACAUGUUGGCAUAGGAAUCAUGGGCAAGGAAGGAAGGCAAGCUGUAAGAAAUAGUGACUAUGCAAUAGCACGAUUUAAAUUCCUCUCCAAGUUGCUUUUUGUUCAUGGGCACUUUUACUAUAUUAGAAUAGCAACCCUUGUACAGUACUUUUUUUAUAAGAAUGUGUGCUUUAUUACACCACAAUUUUUAUAUCAGUUCUUCUGUUUGUUUUCACAACAGACCCUCUAUGACAGUGUAUACCUGACUUUGUAUAAUAUUUGUUUCACUUCCUUGCCUGUCCUCAUCUACAGUCUUUUUGAGCAGCAUGUGCACCCGCAUGUAUUGCAGAGUAAACCUGUGCUCUAUCGAGACAUCAGUAAAAAUGCUCAUCUUGGGUAUAAACCAUUUCUUUAUUGGACCAUCUUGGGCUUCUUGCAUGCAUUUGUUUUCUUUUAUGGUUCGUAUCUUCUAAUGGGAGAAGACACUUCAUUGCUGGGAAAUGGCCAGAUGUUUGGAAACUGGACAUUUGGUACUUUGGUCUUCACCGUUAUGGUUAUAACCGUUACGAUGAAGAUGGCGCUAGAAACUCACUUCUGGACAUGGAUAAACCAUUUUGUUACUUGGGGUUCCAUUGUGUUUUAUUUCAUAUUCUCCUUAUUUUAUGGGGGAAUUAUCUGGCCAUUUUUACAUACCCAGGAUAUGUACUUUGUAUUUGUUCAACUGUUGUCAAGUGGUUCUGCUUGGUUUGCCAUAAUACUCAUAGUAGUUGCUUGUCUGUUUCUUGAUGUUGUGAAGAAAGUGCUGUACAGGCAUCUACAACCAACAAGUACUGAAAAAGCUCAGCUUACUGAGACAGGUUCAAGUAUCAACUGCAUGGACUCCAUGUGCUGCUUCUCAAAUGGGGAAACAGCAUGCACAUCUGUUAGAAGAAUGCUGGAACGACUAGUGGGAAGAUGUAGUCCAACCCGGGUCAACAGAUCAUGGAGUUCAUCGGAUCCCUUCUAUGCCAACGACAGAAGCAUCUUGACUCUCUCCACAAUGGACUCACCCACUUGUUAACAGGGACACUUGUAAAUACCUUGUGGAAGCCAAGAGGUGCUCACGUACCUAUAGUAGGUUCUGAAGCGAGUUCAGUGCUACAUCCCUGCCCAAGACAGGGCUAGUGUGUCUUAAAGGCAGACUGGUUGUCCUGUAGCCAAGCAUAGCGGUCAUCUGGACUGCAUUUGCUUCCAAUAUUUUUUCUAAUGAUAUCCCAAAGUAUUGCUAAGUAAAUUUUUUUUGUAAGAAAUGCUUUUAUCUCUCACCGUUUAAAUCUUUUUUGUCACCAUAUGAGCAGAUUGGAACUUUGUAUUUGAUAUUUGAGAUGCUGGUAUGGCACAGUGCAAAGUCUUUCUCCUCCCAAAUCCAAGCCAUCAGAUAGAAUUUGCACAAUGAUACGUAAGUGGAACAUAAUGAAAUUAGAUUGCCCUUUACUGCACACUCGGUUUGAACUGUCUUUUACAGCCGCGAUCUUAGGGGUUUGCAGGUCAGUCUUAUUGUUUCCGUGGACGGUUUAUAAAUUGUUUAAAUACUCAGUAAUUUUUUAGAGAUAAAUAUUAUUCAAAUAUUUAUGCUGGUGUAUGAAUGGCAAUUUUGUUGGUCAUCACUUUGAGAAACAGCGUACAUCGGUCAUUUGGAGUCAGGAGGAUUUAACAGGUCACUGUUUUCUUGAAGUGUGAUUCAAAGCCAGGCAUUUUCUCUAACAACUGUUUCGUUAACCAUUCACAAACUUGACGUGGAAAAAUGGGUAAGAAAUGGUGGCUCGUGCAGGUACCUCACUAGCAUAAAUUUGUGAACGAGGAAUCCUUUUAACGUUGGUGAAUCUUUGCAUGUUUUAUUCUUUCUCAUGUAUUUACAUUUGGCCGUGCUGUACGCUGAAGAUGCGAUUAAUGCUUAAUUAUCUUCAUAUAUCUGAAGGAUCUGAGACAUUGGUGGCAGUGUUUUGAUACCUAAGUAUGUCAAUAAAAACAAAUUGCACCGAUGCAGCUUUGAAUGGUACAUGAUACAUCUUGCAGGUACUAUUUUUUUUUUCUCCUCUCAUCAGUUUAAAUAAAUUUCUCAUUUGGGGAAGGGUGACAACAUUUGCCUCUUUGUUCUGCUGUGUUGGCCAGAGCUAUUAGGGGUCAGUCUUUAGAUGUGAGAGCUAAAUGGAGGUUAGAGCUUUGUCUUAGGUAGUCCUCAGGUGCAGGCCAGGAAAAAUGCUGCUGUGUUUGACAGCUGUUUGGGAAUCCAGUUUGAAGUCAGUCUCUAAAGAAGUCCCAUCACUAUUGAAAGAAUCUUCCUGCCAGCCAGCAGAAGGUAAAAAGCCAUGUAUUAAAAUUCUCAGUGAAAGAAACUAAAUCAAACAGACUGUAAAUAGCUCCUGUAAAUAGAACCUGUAAGAACUUCUUAACUGAAGACACAAUUAAGCCUGAGAUUUGUACAGAACCAGCAUUAGCUGCUUUCAGCACACCUCAGGGGUUUCCCCUAUUGGCCCAAGUAAGUUCCUGUUCUUAGCAGUUUCUCAUUCUGAGACAAGUCUUCUAACUGCCAUCAAUAUCUAAGACGUUUUUAAAAACUCUAACAGAUAUCUGCUGUUUUGCCAUCUUUUGUGUGUAAGCCACCGUGUUUCACUGUUCAGAAGUGUGUGUUUGUCUGUGUCCCCGCAGCACCCAGGCAGAGUGUGUGACUGUUGGGCCUCAUCAAGUAGCUCAUCUGUGUGUCUGGCUGGUGCACCAUGUGUGGAAAUAGACACUGUGCUUAACUGUAGGAACGUCAGAGUGUUUGAUAACCCCGCUCCAAGCAUUUAGAUUGGGUCAGGCUCUGUACAGAAAUGUUUGUUGGCUUUUACCAUACAAAUAUGUUGAUUAUAUGCACAGAAGAUGCAGUCCUGUACUUGAAGAAUAAUUUACAUUCAUUAUAUAUGUUUCUUUAAAACCUUCCAUCUCCUCUUGUUCCUCUUCCCCUGCUUUCCCUUUUCCCAGUGUUUGUAAGGUUACCGAAGAAACACGCAUUUAAACAGUUCAGGAAGAACUUAAGAAUCCAUCUGUCUGCCAAGGUAUAUUUUUCUAUUUGCAGUACAAGUUAAGUUAAACCUGUAAUUUAUCAUUUAAUGAGUGUAGAAUCGGUUUGCACACGACCAGAUUUUUGGUCUGGCAAACAGUUAGGACCGUAUGUUUUUGUAAAUGUGUCACAGAUCAUUGAGAAUUGCUUUUGCUCAAGGAAGAAAGCUUUUGUGUGUUUCUCUGACAGUUAAAAAGUGUAUGAAGCAUUCAUUGUGCACUGAGUUUACUGUAGAAGUUAGUCAGUCUUCACAAAGACGACUGCACAAAAUACAGCUUACUCCAUUUAAUGAAGAAUUCAGCUCUGAUUUAAUGGUGAGGGAGACUUUGCCAUAGGAAGGAAAUAAAUGAGAGAGCUGUCUCAGCCUUGAAACCCAUAACAUGUGGCAGGAAAGCAGGCAGUUUUUUAAAGCAAGUUACCAGACUUAGGCUUUUUAACCAUGCAGUAGAAAAAAUGGAGUGGGAAUAUGUUCCUAUUAUUUGUUCACAAACUAGAAUGUGUAUAUGUUCUGCUUAAAAUAUUCCGUGUAUUUUUUAAGGCUAUGGAGGAGGGAAUUAAAAAAAAAAAUAAAUAAAGCAAAGGAAGGGAUGCUGAGAGCUCAGAAUGAGUUCUUGUUCUCUAUUACAAAAGAUUAUGCAACUCAGAAUGCAUAUAUAUUAGGCAACCAUAAUUUCUUACCGGGAACCUUUAGUAAUACUUUCCAAACCUCCUUUUUUAUGACUGUAGCUUCUAUAUUGAGGGGGGAAAAGUCUCAUUUUCUAGUGUUUGGAGUGUCUCAAAGCUGUUGAAUCAGUAGUCUAUAUUAUUUUUAAUAGUUUUAAUUGUUUUCUUUGACACUUCCAUACUUACUACUGAUACUGGUGAAAUUUAGUGUCCAAAAAUGCAUAAUCAUAAUAUGUUUUUGAGCCAUUUAAGAUGUCCUUCUUCUUUUGCUCUGGAAAAUAAUAAUAGCUAUAACCACCAGCACUGCACCUGCUGCUGCUUUGUUCUACUUUUUUUUUAAUGGAGAUGCAUUCCUAGAGCUGGGUGAACCAGCCAUCCUGAAAUACAGAUUAAUUUCAGCCUUCUCUUGUUUCUAAGUUAUCUCCUAGUUAGACUUUUGUUGCAGGCUGUUUCUUUUUUUUUUCUGUGACUCUUUAUUGUUGGCUGGUUUGUAUGUUCUUUGCUUUUGUUUGCUUCCAGUGGUAUGACUUCUCUGCUUUCUGCUUCCUAUUUGAUUGACUCAAUUUAAAAACAGGAGGAAAGAUGGGAUGCUCAUGGCUGUACCACCUAACUCUUGCCCUCGAUCAGCUUAAACAUGCAUUCGCAUCGAUAUUUACAAGGCUUCUGCUUCCCCUAGAUUGUUCAGCUGCUCAUAGAGAUGCCAGCACUGGCUCUGCUGCCUACGCUUCCGUGGCUUUUGUUAAAAGGGAUGUUCUCAUCACUUUGAUAUGUUCGCCCGGCUCUAGGUGUUGCCACGUUACCUCGCUGUUUUACAAUAAGUAUAUAAAACUGUCACUGUAGAUACGACUUCUUUGUUGUUGUUUCUGGUUUGUAUAAAUGCAUGGACGUGAAUAAAACUGAUGGGCUGUGAGCCAAAGAGCUCUAUAUGUAACAUGAAGUGAGAAGAGACGAAAAAUAUUGUAGAUUACAGCAGUGUGAGUAGCCUAAACAAAGCCCUGCGCUUCACCAGAAUGGGAUGCAGUGUGUAUUUUCCUCAGCAUUUUUACUUGGAGUAGCAGCAGAGUUCAGUCAUUCUCAUCUUUUCUGCAUUGUGGCAAUGAGUUUAAAAAAAUAUAUACAUCUAUGACUAUUUUCCCCUCUUGCUGGUAUGGGUUAUAAUGGAGUUCACUUUCAGAUACAAAGAGGAUGCCAUAGCUGUGGCAAGGAAGUGAUUUUUUCGAUUUCCAGUUAUGUUUCCUAUUGUAGAUUUCAGUUCUUAUGUGCACUUACCCUCACUCCUUCCUCCUGGGAGGGGCAUCCAGUUUUCCUUGCUCCUUUUUAUUUUUUGAGAAAAAAACCAACAUGAAUAGGAAAAGCAUGUGAGGGUACCAUUUUAAUGAAGUUGAUCCUUAAUUUUAGGCAAUUAAGGAUCACUGCCAACUGGAAACUGUAGCAAUAAUUAGUACUAAGAAUUCUGGACCUGUGACACUGUGGCUGCCUCGUGUUCCUUCUGACGCUGACAGCACGUCUGUGUGCUUGCGCAUCGUGCAGCUCGGGCAGUAGAAGUUGCUUUAUGGUUUAUGGAAAUGAAUUAAUUAUAUUUAUUAAAUAAAACUUUCGCUUACAGCUGAGUCAUUGUUUUACUUGCGGGUCAGAGGAAAGGAUGCCUGAGGGCAGUGAGGCUGCUGCCCCUCCAUCCCCACCUUCAGUCACAGAGGAGGAGACAGGUACAGUCCAACAAGGUACACAGCUGGACAGGCACUGAGACACAGCUACACAAAGACAUGGAACCUGAGGGACUGACUGACAGACGGCUGUGUGGACAGAUGGAAACAAAUGGACAACUGGACAGACAGAUGGACAGACUUUACCUUGCCAACUACCUUUCACAUUCCUUUCUUCAGCUUUGGUUUCUUUAACAGUCCUCCUGUUCGGUAUUUUGCCUUCUGCCCUUGAAUGCUUUGGGAGAAAGGCUGACAUGUCAUGUUCCAAAGACAUAGAAUUAAGCUUAAAAGGGAAACAUGAAGUACCAGUUUUUUUUGCUACCUAUGAUGAGAACUAAAAAAACUGUAGUAUAAGGUUAUUAGAGGAAAAAAUACUUGGCAGAACAUCAGAAACACCCAUUUACAAGUACCUGUUUAACUGUCCACCCUUCAGCCAUUCUAACUGCAGAGUCCAGCUCCUUAGCUGCUCUCACUUGUUGGUUCUCAAUCACCCAGCUCUAAGAUAGCAAUUUCAUCAACUACUUACUGGGCUGUCUGCUCUUACUGUCUGCUCUUAGAGGACUUAAAUCAUAUACAGGCAGCAUUACCACACACACAUAAAAUCUACAGAGACAUCUGGCACUGUUAUUUAAAACCAAGUGUGAAUGACAAAAGUUUAUUAAAUGCAUUCUUAAAAAAUUAUAUUUUUCUUAAAUAAGGUCCCCUGCAAGGAGUUCACUGUAAAACAGUUUUGAAGCAAUUCAUAAGUUAUGCAUUAACAGGUUGUUCAAUAAAAAAAAAGUCACUUUAUGGUACUGUAGUCUUUAACCCAACUUAGACAAAUGCACUGUGUGUGGUGUCUUCCACUGCAUGCUAGGUUAUGUUAAUGCAGCACAGCUGGGUAAGGAAAGCUCCAUUCUGUACCUGUAAACAUUCAGCAUAAGCAGUAGGCAAGACAUUGCAUCAGUUCAUAGAUAUUUUCCCCCAAAAAAGACUCACCUGCAAUCAAGUGUGUGUUUUAUGUAAGGGACAAAUAUUCCACUCUCGUGUGUUUGUGGUUAAAAAACAGUCUAGAAAUGUCUUACAAAUAAUACACUGAAACAAUGCAUGAGAAGACUUAGUCAUGGCAAUUUCAUUGGAGCUUUAUUGCCUCUGUUGGUAAUGCGAGGGAUUGUAAGAAGUUACAUUUGAACUUACAGAGAUAUGUAAAUGAUGGGUUUUUUUACUAAAUAUAAUCUUGACAUUGAGUGUUUUAUAUCAGGGCACUUCAAUUUUUGUACAUAUUUAAUGUAUAAAAACAGAUUAUAAACAAGAUGUUUACUUUUUUUUUCUCCUCACAUUUGGCAAAAUUAAAUUGAUCCAUUAAGGGGAGAUGGUCAGAUUGAGGACGUAAGCACUUACGAAUUAAAGCAAUUCAAGGAAGCAACUGUCUGCAUUCUUAAAAAAAACAAAACUAAAGGAAAAAAAACCCACAUGGCCAUAUCUGAGACUUUUCAGUACAAAAUAUUCUCUCACCAGGCAUUUUGUCCUUAGAACAACACCCUGUUAAGUCAGUGCUUUUUGAAAAACUCUUAAGAUGCCAUCAUAGCACAAAUAACCUUUUUCUGCAACAUAAUUAGUCAAAGUUUAUGUAUUUCUUUAUAAUUACACAGUAAUUAUAAGCACGUAGUACCAAACUGAUGACAACACUAUUUUGUUGAAAAGAUUUUGCAUUCAAAAGGAAUAUUCUUUAAAACAGCACGGCAUUAUGCCACUACCCCACCUCAGACUUCUUUUGAGGGAAAAGUCUGUCCUGGGACAAAAACAGUUGGUUCUCAUCCCAGACACAGUGUACGAACAAAUCAAUCUGAAACUGUACCAGAACCCUCAAGACAGAAAACAGCACGCAUAGAUACCUUGUAGAGCUUUUUGCACACACACCCCCGCCCCUAAUCUCAAGUCCCCAUUUAUAUUUACACAAAAUUUAAAAAGGAAAUACUGAAAGCAGCAAAACACACAUUUUUUGGCAUAGCCAAUUCCAGUAGCUGGAGAAAGUUUGCAGUGUUUCUGUGGAACCGUAUUUUGGAAAUAAAUGCACAGAUGGGGUUUCAGAGGGCACUGCUACGAGAGGAGCUAGCCUUGUGGUCAAACCUCACAGAAUAGCAACAAACAUUUUUAGCAAUUUUAUAGUCUUUUUUUUCCUUUUUUUUUCCCCUAAAAUACUUUUAGCAUCCACAUAGAAGUGUUCUGCUGCUUACUGCUGUUAGUACCAGUUUCUGUUUCAGAAGUCACUCAGACCUUACCGUGGGACUGUUCAGCACAUGGACUCUCACCUCUAACCUUAAUGGUAAUUACAGGCUUCUGCUUUUCCAGAGCUUCGUAUUUUCCACCUUGCUUUUACAGAGCAGAACUGAUCUCAAGAGAACAUCUCUUCCCCAGUAACAACACAGCAGUAGAUCACAUUUAGCACAACAGCAGCUCACGAGCUCUCUUGUAAUGUUUAAAAUAAAGGAUUGCAUCUGAUAACACCUGUUCUGAACAAAAGGAACUUGGUUUAAUUAAAUGCAGUAAGACAACGAGAAGUAGUGAUGAACCAACAAAAUAACUUAAUGAAACAAAGCCAGUGUAGUAGUUUAUAUCUGAUCCGUAUCUGUCUGGAAAUGCUUUAUACUUCAUUUCUUUAUUUGGCAACCACAGUGAAAUGUCCAUUUAAGGAAAGCUCAACAAAAUAAUUAAAAAUGGGUGUCAUCCAUAGCUGCAGUACCUCUACAUUAUGAAGAUUUAACUUACUUCUCAGAAUAAUGGAUUCAAACCAGGUUUCAUAUCAAACUCACCAUCUUCUCAUUGUAACAGGACUGUUUGCUUCUUCACGCCUCAAGCAUGAAAGUUCCAUGCCUGAAUUUGAAAUGCUGUGUUGUGCAGCAAACGUUAAGACAAAUUCAGCAUAUUCAAGUUUUAGAUUUCCACAGCAAUGAGAAAGCUUGUGUGUGACAGAAGCAUUUCAAAACUGCAACAAAAUCCAUUUCCUUAGGUGACAACCUAAAGAAUAUCAGAAUCUCCCCUUACACACACAGCUCAUCUCUCGCAGGCCGACUGUAACACCAACACUGCUGCUGUAAGCGCACAGGAGCCGUGCCACACUUCUGUUCUCAGGGGCAGCUGAUGCACAAUCAAGCCAUGCAGACAGGCACCCAGAUACCCCAGUAUCAACAACCUGAAGCUUUCCUGGUUCUUUCUGUAACUGUUAUUACCGGACGCUCACACUCACUCAGACGAUACCUGCAGUUUUCCAGAAAAGGGAAAAAAAUUUAAUUAAAAAAGCAAAAUCGGACCCAGUUACACUUAAAUAUAUCACUCUUUAAGGAAGUGCUAUCAAGACUGUCUUUGCAACUAGCCCCAAGUGUAUAUUUAAGGAUUCUUUUAGAAACUCUUCUGAUGUUGAGCUGUAUAAUUCAGAUGCCAUACAACAGUUGUCUGAUGAUGACCAGCAUUGUGCUUUAUGUGAAACCAGAAACCUCAAAAUCAUUAUAAAGCUGCUCGGACUUAUGGGAGCUGAAACUUGGGCAGUCCAGAAAAAAAAAAAAAAAA